This is a messenger RNA of Sporothrix schenckii 1099-18, 255 nucleotides long. RefSeq lists its product as uncharacterized. Bases 1 to 255 code for a protein of 84 amino acids. NCBI's taxonomy places the organism in Eukaryota, Fungi, Ascomycota, Sordariomycetes, Ophiostomatales, Ophiostomataceae. The transcript is spliced from 2 exons. The record is from RefSeq and is a predicted model, not a curated record.
AUGAUUAAGCAGCGUGAGGAGGACCCGGAUCCGGACGACGCAAGUGAUCUGGUUGGGGAAAUAAUCGAACAAACACUCCGUACAACGCCAGCAAAACGAGACUAUGCUGGCAAGGGGGACUGUGGGGGAAUGAGAGAGAAAUACAGAAUAGACAAGCGCGAAAGGCCGUCGUUUGGGGACCAUGGGGAGAACGAGGGCACAAACUGUGGAGGAGACGGACUUGCCAUGGGGAUGUCGGCUGCGGAGCCGGGGUGA